AUGUUGCGGCAGGUGUUGCACGAGGGCCUCAAGACGUCGUUCCACAAGCUGGGCCACUUCGUCGCCAACCACCCGGUGUUCUUCGCCUCGGCGCCCGUGCUCCUCUCCAUCCUGCUCGGCGCGAGCUUCAGCAGGUACCGCAUCGAGGAGAACGUGGAGUACCUGUUGGCUCCCAAGCACAGCCUGGCCAAGAUCGAGGGCAACCUGGUGGACAGCCUCUUCCCCGUCAACCGCUCCAAACACACGCUGUACUCGGACCUGCAGACGCCGGGCAGAUACGGCCGUGUCAUCGUGACCUCGCGCAAGGGGAGCGUGCUCGAGCCUCACCACGUUGAUCUGGUUUUGAAGCUUCACAGCACCAUCACCCACAUCCAGGUUCCAAUGCUGGGCUUCAACUACACCUUUGCCCACCUCUGCCUGCUGGAUGACAGCAAGAACUGCAUAGUGGACGACAUCCUGCGGGCCCUGGAGGAGAUGCGCACGGCUAGGGCCUCCAACCGCACUGUGCUGCCACUGCGCUACCCCAUCACCAGGCUCAAGGACGGGCGGGAGGCCUACAUUGGACACCAGCUGGGUGGGGUGACUCCAGUCGGCAGUGGACGAGAGGGUGUGCGCACUGCCCGCGCCCUCCAGCUCACUUAUUACCUGCAGGCAGCCAGUCCAUUAAACGAGGUGGUGGCAGCCCGCUGGGAGCUUCUGUUCUGCAAGGAGUUGGAGCACUUUGGGAAGGCACACCCGGAGCUAGGCCUGUAUCCUUUCACCUCAUCCUCACUACAAAGGGACUUCCAGAGGACAAGCCGUGUGUCAGAGCGGCCACUGCUCUUUAGCCUGGCUGUGUGCCUCUCACUGGCUGUGCUCUGCUGCUCCAUGAGGGACUGUGUGCGCACCAAGCCCUGGCUGGGCCUCCUGGCGCUGGUCACUGUCAGCUUGGCCACCCUCACCUCGGCAGGGAUAUUCAACCUUGCGGGGGGAAAGUACAACUCCACGUACCUCGGCAUUCCUUUCGUUAUGCUAGGUCACGGCUUGUUUGGCACAUUUGAGAUGCUGUCGUCAUGGCGGCGGACGCGUGAGGAUCAGCAUGUGAAGGAACGGGUGGCUGCUGUGUUCUCGGACUGCAUGCUGCCCUUCACGGCCAGCACUGCCUUGCACCUGGUCACCUUUGGCAUCGGAGCCAGCCCAUUCACCAACAUUGAGGCUGUGCGCCUCUUCUGUCGCAAUGCCUGCAUCUCCGUCCUUUUCAACUACCUCUACAUCCUCACAUUCUAUGGCUCCAAUCUGGUCUUUGCUGGCUACCUGGAAAACAAUUAUCGCCACAGCCUGUUUUGCAGGCGCGUACCCAAGCCCGAGUUACUGCAGCAGAAGCCGGCCUGGUACCGCUUCCUUAUGUACACACAUUACAAUGAAGAGGCAGCAGAACCUGGUGACCUGCGUGCCUAUGAGACCCAUUUACUGGUGGCCUUCAUGAAGCGCUACUACUGCGACUGGAUCACCAAUACCUACGUCAAGCCCUUUGUAGUGCUCUUUUACCUGGUCUACGUCUCCUUUGCGUUGAUGGGCUACUUGCAGGUGAGUGAGGGUUCAGAUCUCAGUAACGUGGUGGCUACAGAGACCAGCACUAUUGCCUACACCCGAGCACAGCAGCGGUACUUCAGCAGUUACAGCCCUGUGAUUGGCUUUUAUAUCUAUGAGUCCAUCGAGUACUGGAACACCAGUGUACAGGAGGACCUCCUGGAGUACACUAAGGGAUUUGAACGCAUCUCCUGGUUUGAGAGCUACUUGAACUACCUGCAUGGGCUGAAUAUCAGCACCAGUCUGUCACGCAGUAACUUCACUGAGCAUCUGCGUUCGGGUUUCCUGCGUCAGUCCCGUUACCUGCACUUCUCGGAUGACAUCAUCUUCGCCAAGCGAGCUGAUGGAGAGUUUGAUGUGGUGGCUUCUCGUAUGUUCCUAGUGGCCAAAACAACAGAGAACAAGCGAGAGGAGAUGUCCAUCUUGCUGGACACAUUGCGGAAGCUCUCACUGACAUCUAGAGUAAAGUUCAUCAUCUUCAACCCCUCUUUCGUGUACAUGGACAGAUAUGCGUCUUCAGUGGGCGCACCACUGAAGAACUCCUGCAUUGCUGCUCUCUUCUUGCUCUUCUUCUCCACCUUUCUUGCAGCCGACCCACUGGUGAAUGCCUGGCUAACCGUGACAGUGGCCUCAGUGGAGUUUGGGGUUGUGGGCUUCAUGACUCUGUGGCAAGUGGAGCUGGACUGCAUGUCUGUGCUGUGCCUAAUCUACGGGGUGAACUAUGCUGUGGACUCUAGUGCCCCUCUGGUGUCAGCCUUUGCCCUAGGCCGUGAGUCAACACGAACCCGCUGGGUGAAGGUGUCCCUGGAGCGCCAUGGGGUUCCGGCUCUGCAGAGUUAUGUGUGCUAUGGUGCCGCCCUGCUGCCCCUGGCGGCUGUACCCUCCAACCUCACCCGCACUCUGUUCAGGUGCCUCUUCCUCACUGCCCUCAUCACCGCCUUCCAUUGUCUAGCCAUCCUGCCUGUCCUCCUGACCUUCUUACCACCCUCCAAGAGGAAGAGGCGGGAGAGAAAGAAUGUGACUGAGAACCAGGAGGAGAUUGAAUGUGUGGAGAUGGCGGACAGUACACGCGUGGUUGAUCAAAUUACCACCGUCUGAGCAAAUGCUGAAAGGUAAAAGUCAACCAGGUGAACUCUGACCAAAGUACCCAGGGGGAAUGGCAGGGAAUUGGCUCACAGUGCCCAUCCAGAGUGGGUCAGUAUGGGCC
Molecule: messenger RNA, 2776 nt
Organism: Colossoma macropomum (tambaqui)
Lineage: Eukaryota; Metazoa; Chordata; Actinopteri; Characiformes; Serrasalmidae
Gene: ptchd1
Product: patched domain containing 1
Exons: 3
Coding region: 1-2667 (888 amino acids)
Biological process (GO): chemical synaptic transmission; cognition
Cellular component (GO): plasma membrane; synapse
Source: RefSeq, a predicted model, not a curated record